AUGGCUCUCCGAACAGCACGUACCCUUAUUCAACCAACUGCUGAAUUAAACAUAGAAGAUCUAAAGCUCAUAUUCCAUAUAAUACCAUCCCCUAACCCAACCAAAAACAAAUACCUUAUUCAUGUCCACGCCUGCUCUCUCUCCGCAGGGGAACUCCUCUGGCCAAGAAACUUCCCCCCACCUCAGUCCUGCACUCUCAUUCCCUGCCCUAACAUCUCCAGCACUAUUGUCUCUGCAUCUCUUGACUCCCCCUUUCAACCGGGUGCUGAGAUAUACGCACAGACAAACUACAUCCGUCCCGGAAAUGCUCGGGAUUACACAAUAGCAAUCACAGAUGAGCUUGCCCUGAAGCUGAGGGACUUGAGUUGGGUUGAAGCUGCAGCGGUGCCGGUAUCAACUGAGACAGCAUGGCAGAUACUCUUCAUCCACACAGGAAUCAUGCUGCCUGGGGCUGAGAUAGAUAGAAUCCUGGUUACAGCUGCGUCCGGGGGUGUUGCGGCAAGGAUAUUAAAGAUCAAGAUAGUGGGAACGUGUGAACCCGACAAUGUCGAGCUUGUGCGAUCAAUGGGUGCGGAGAAGAUUAUGGAUUAUCAAGGUACUGACCUGAAGAUCUGGGUGAAGUACAAGGCGGUAAGAAAGAUAGAUAUGAUGGUUAAUUAUACUGUCAAGAAAGGAGAGACGGUUCUGAGUAUUGUGCAGCCGCCCGACGGAGUCCGUCCGUGGAGUGAGAAGGGUGGAGUGAGAGAUGUCUUUUUUGUGAUGCAGUCCAGUGGAAAACAGCUAGGGAUGAUUACUAAGUUGAUGGAGAAGGGAAAGUGCCGGGGUAUGGUGGAUAGUGUGUGGCCAUUGGAAAAGUUUCGGCCAGUGUUUGAAAGAUUGGACACCGGGCAUACCUGUGGAAAAAUCAUGCUGGAUUUAGCUUUAAAUCAGUAAGAUUACUUAUAUGGAUUCUUUUAAUUACUGAAACCAUCCAGCGUAUCUUCCAGACUCUGAGCCUAGAGGGACAGCUCUUUGUUGUAAUAGAGGACCACCGUUGCGUUUUAUGAUGAUCUUUCAUCUAAUAUGGCUUUCCAGUGGGGUUCAAGCUGCCCAGUGUUUUUGUUUUCCCCGAGCUCUCUGAUCUUGUUUUGGGUG
This is a messenger RNA of Aspergillus sclerotioniger CBS 115572, 1134 nucleotides long. RefSeq names its product NADP-dependent oxidoreductase. The record is from RefSeq and is a predicted model, not a curated record. Bases 1 to 933 code for a protein of 310 amino acids. The transcript is spliced from 4 exons. NCBI's taxonomy places the organism in Eukaryota, Fungi, Ascomycota, Eurotiomycetes, Eurotiales, Aspergillaceae.